GCGAGGACCCCUUGUUUUCGCCCCCUUCACCCUCCGCUUCACCAUCACCCUAGCUCUUAUUCCUCGCUCACCCGAAUUCCGUCGUUGCUGGUUCUGUGGGUGCAGGCUUCCUGCAUUCGUCUCCGCAUUCCAAGCAGUCUCGUUCACCCAUCGUGGUCCAAGCUCGUUUGAGUGAGCGGCGAAGAGCAGGGCGUUGAGCCAUGGCAGCACAGGGUGUAAUGACGGGCUCCGCUGUCCGUGCCCGUGAGUGGUCAGGAUUGAGACCUGCCGACCAACUUAAGGCCACCCCAGUUGCCCGAGGUGAUAGCCACAUUGCUUUCUCGAGGAAGGGUCAUGUGGUGCAAAUGACACUCUCCGUAGAGAAGAAGCAAUUUACGACACAAAAGUCUGAAGAGACAUUCAACGCUGCCAAGGAGCUGAUGCCCGGAGGUGUUAACUCUCCUGUGAGAGCAUUCAAAUCGGUUGGAGGGCAACCAAUUGUCUUUGACCGAGUGAAAGGUUCCAAGGCCUGGGAUAUCGACGGCAAUGAAUACGUCGAUUACGUCGGCUCAUGGGGUCCCGCUAUCAUUGGUGCUUGCGACGAUCAGGUGAAUGAGGAGCUCGUCAAAACGCUCCAGAAGGGUACCAGUUUCGGUGCUCCAUGCGUUUUGGAGAAUGUGUUAGCACAAAUGGUGAUUGACGCAGUUCCCAGCGUCGAGAUGGUGCGGUUCGUGAACUCUGGAACCGAGGCUUGCAUGGGCAUGCUCCGUCUUGCUCGUGCAUACACUGGACGCGAGAAGGUUCUUAAGUUCGAGGGAUGUUACCACGGACAUGCGGAUUCUUUUCUGGUAAAAGCCGGCAGUGGUGUCGCCACUUUGGGUCUCCCAGACUCUCCUGGUGUUCCCUCCUCUUCCACAGCAUCUACACUGACAGCAGCUUACAACGACCUCGAGGCAGUGAAGGAGAUCUUUGCCAAGUACAAAGGAGAAAUUGCUGCCGUGGUGUUAGAGCCCGUCGUGGGAAAUGCUGGUUUCAUUAUCCCCAAGAAGGAGUUCCUGCAAGGGCUCCGGGACCUCACCAGUGAAGAUGGAGCCUGUCUUGUCUUCGACGAGGUCAUGACUGGGUUCCGCAUCUCAUAUGGAGGUGCCCAAGAGUACUUCGGAAUCACGCCUGAUAUCACUACCCUGGGGAAGAUCAUUGGUGGAGGACUCCCUGUGGGUGCCUAUGGAGGAAAGAGGGAGAUCAUGGAGAUGGUUGCUCCCGCCGGACCAAUGUAUCAGGCCGGUACCCUAAGUGGCAACCCGCUCGCAAUGACGGCUGGAAUCCACACUCUCCGCAGGCUGCAACAGUCUGGCUCGUACGAGCAAUUGGACAGGGUUACCGGGAAGCUCAUUCAGGGAAUCCUCGACGCUGGGCGAGAGGCUGGGCAUGAGGUUUGCGGUGGGCACAUCAGUGGAAUGUUCGGAUUCUUCUUCUGUGCCGGUCCUGUAAACAACUUUGAAGAUGCCAAGAAGAGUGACACUGCCAAGUUCGCCGCCUUUCACAGGGGCAUGCUUGAAAGAGGCGUUUAUCUUGCACCUUCACAAUUUGAGGCUGGCUUCACAAGCCUAGCUCACACAGACGAGGACAUCGACUUCACCAUUGCUGCCGCUAAGGAAGUGAUGAAGUCACUUUGAGAGGGGAAGAAUUGGCUCACUGGGUCCUCAUAGAGCCGCUAUUCAUUUUUGUUAAGAAGAGAUGUUGGAUUAGAAAGCAUACAUGUAUCUGAGGACAUAACUUGAGGUUUCUGACUUUGGUCCCUACCAAAAUUUUAUUUUAGCUUCCUUAGCAGUGCUCUAUAAAAUUGUAGUCUUUGGCGGUUUGGCUUCAGAGCAGCAGAGGUGGCCAUAUAAGUUUUGCACUGUAUACAACAGACCAAAACUCACCACUCAUCAUCACUGCUUUUAAUUUCACUAAAUUCUGCAGUGAUUUUGGUCCACGCUCGCCCGUGUAUCAGUUGUUUGCAAUGGUACUGUUUACGAUUUUUAGUGGCUCCUACCACCUAGCAAAAACAAUAAUUUGAGUUGAAGUUUUGAACCAAAAAA
Physcomitrium patens is the source of this 2063-nucleotide messenger RNA. RefSeq lists its product as uncharacterized. Gene Ontology annotation, biological process: tetrapyrrole biosynthetic process. Lineage: Eukaryota; Viridiplantae; Streptophyta; Bryopsida; Funariales; Funariaceae. Gene Ontology annotation, cellular component: chloroplast. The record is from RefSeq and is a predicted model, not a curated record. Gene Ontology annotation, molecular function: pyridoxal phosphate binding; glutamate-1-semialdehyde 2,1-aminomutase activity; transaminase activity.